Molecule: messenger RNA, 252 nt
Organism: Cutaneotrichosporon cavernicola
Lineage: Eukaryota; Fungi; Basidiomycota; Tremellomycetes; Trichosporonales; Trichosporonaceae
Exons: 3
Coding region: 1-252 (83 amino acids)
Source: RefSeq, a predicted model, not a curated record
AUGGCAGGUCCCCACCCCGAUCGAGAUGAGGCUCGAAUCAACGCCCCGCCCAAGGCCCAGUUUAAGGUUGAGAUCAAGGCGGAGAUCAUGCCUGAGCUUGAGGCCAUGCUCGAGGCCAGAGUCAAGGCCGGGUUCGACGCCAUGUUCGAGAGAGUCGAAGCCAGGAUUGACGAGAUCGAUGCUAAGAACGAGCGUCUUCGGUACGUUGCCGUCGUGGGGCUGGAGGGCGCGCGCGCCGGCACGGCGACGUGA